AUGGCUCUUGCACUUGUCCUUGCAAUUGAUUCACCAGAAGCUGUUAUUAAGCUCCACAUCAGAGACAUGGAAACCAGACGAAAUGAUAGUCCCCAGGGGCAUAUAACUGAAGAGCAAACGGAAGGUGCGUCGGCUAUCUUGACAGAAAAGAAAGCAGAAAAGGAAGAUCAACUUUCGACCCUUCUUUCAAGUGCCCGCGAGCUUCUUGUCAGAGAAAAGCAUUCAAACAAUUAUAAACAAGCUGCAGAAUUACUAGAACAAGCAUUACUAAAGGUUGAGGGGACAUCCAAGGAAAUCAUGAAGGCUGAAGUUUGUGGCGAACUCGCCGAAGUGUUUCUCUCUUUAGAUGAUUACGAGAAGUCUCUUGAUUACGGCCAGAAGUGUCUUUCCCUUUCUAAAACAACUGGUCGUAAAGAUCUCGAAGCAUUGGCCUAUGCCUCUGUUGGCAGUGCCUAUUCCAAGUUAGGAGACUUGCGGAGAGGUCUUGAAUUUCAUACGAAGUCCUUGGAUGCAAAUUCCACAACAGGAGACCAAAAGCAAAAGUGGAAAUGUCUAUACAAUCUGGGUGUCACCUGUGGCGAGCUUGGUGAUAACGAAAGUGCAACUGGAUACUUCAGAGAAAGUCUUACCGUUGCUGAGGACGUCGGAGAUAAGCUGUCGAUUGGUGAGUCCCAUGGUGGACUGGGUGGUGUCUUCUACAGGACUAGACGGUAUCAAGAGGCCAUACUUCACAACGAGAAGCACCUUACCAAGGCCAAGGAAGUCAAGGAUAAGGAGAGUCAGGCAAAAGCUUGUGGAAAUCUCGGCAAUGUUUAUCUUUCCAAAGGAGAUUAUAUCAAGGCUUUUGCACUUUAUCAACAGCAGCUGACACUCUACCAAGACACGGGCAACAAGUUUGGCGAGGGAAAUGCAAAGGGGUCCCUUGGAAAUGUUUAUCACUGUCGUGGGGAAACAAGAAAAGCGAUUGGGUAUUAUGAAGCCCAAUUGUCCAUCGCAAACAUGCUGAAGAAUAAGCCAGCACAGGCAUGUGCUAUUGGAAGAAUUGGAAGAGCGCAGCAUUCUCUGGGAGAAAAUAGGGAAGCACAAAAAAAUCUGGAAAAAUUGCUGCAGCUUUCCAUAGAAAUUGGCGAUAAAACCAACGAGGGUUUUGCCUACGGUUUCCUAGGAAACACCCAUAGAUCUUUAGGCAAUUACGAAGAAGCCAUUAAGAUGCAAAAAAAGUUCCUGGAGAUUUCAAAAUCAACCGGUGACAAGGCUGCAGAAGGGCUGGCCAACGCCUACCUGGGAAGCAUCUACUAUUCCCGAGGAGACUUUGAAAAGGCGCUAGAGCAUCACGGAUUCAAUCUCGCUAUCAACAGGGAAUUAGAGAACAAAGGAGGAGAAGGGAGGUCGGUCGAGAAGGUGGGAAACAUUCAUUUCCAGCUUGGAAAUUACAACAAAGCAAUUGAAUGUUAUCAGCAAAGCCUUGAUAUCGCUCUGGCUAUCAGAGACAAGCCAUUGGAAGGUGCCUCAUACGCCAAUUUGGGAAAUGCCUUUCAAGCCCUCGGAAUGUAUUCACAAGCUGUGAAGAUAUACGAGAAAGCCGUGCCUUACGCCAAAGCCGUUGGGGACAAGCGAAUGGAGGGAGCGAUGCUUGGAAACCUAGGAAGGGCGUACAACUGCAUUGGAAAUCAUCAAAAAGAGCUUGAAUGCCAUUUGCAACAUCUCUCGCUUUGUGAAGAUUUGGAGGAAAGACAGGGAGAAGCGACCGCCCACGGCAAUAUCGGAAUGGUCAACUAUCGCCUUGAAAAUUACAAACAAGCCAUUAAGCAUAAUGAGAAGCAAAUCUCUAUUUCAAGUUCUAUAGGAGAACUAGAUGGUGAAAUGACUGGCUACUUAAAUCUUGGCAAGGUUUAUCGGCAAUUAGAUGAACUGACAAAGGCCAUUGAAUUGCAACAGAAGGCUUUGAGCUUUGCCGAGAAGAUGGGAAGGUUAGACAAGAGAGGUUUCUGCCACUUCGACCUCGGCAUCUCCUAUUCAAGGCUCCAGAAGUUUGAACUUGCUUGCGAUCACUUGGAACAGUGCACUACCAUGUACGCUGAAGUGAGACGACUUCUCUUUGAGAAAGACGAGUACAAGGUUUCUUUAAGUGACGUACAGGCCGGCGCUUACCGUCUCUACACACAGUGUCUCCUUCAACAAGAAAAAGACGAAGAAGCACUACUGGUCACAGAGCGCUCUCGUUCGGCGGCUCUUGCUGACAUGAUGGUGGUAUCGUACGGCCAAAAAGACCCAAGAGGAGUCAAAAGGGAAAACCUCAGUGGAACGAACAUGCGUGAGGUCGUUUCACGUUUAGAAAGUCGCAUCAUAUACUAUGCCCUUUCUGGAAAAGGAACGGAAAAUGUGAUAGUCUGGAGCUUUCAGCCGAAUGGUGAUCCCAAGUUUAUGGGCGAAGCAACCGAGUGGAAGAAUCUGCUUGGCGAAGCAAUUAUUGAAAUUGGCGUUAACGGCAAGGCUGUGGAAUGCGAAGAUCGCUCCUUUCUGUCAAGGGAAGCUCGACGUUUAAACGAGAAUGAACAUAUCGACCAAUUGCAAGAGCUGGAAAACCUGGAGAAAAACCAAGCAGGUUGCCGUCCUUCUAAGCGCAUCACUCCAACAGAUAGACCAAGUGCGCUGGAGAAACUUUAUGAUGUAUUGUUGGGCUGCGCAUUUCACGAUCACACAGCCAAAGAUCUCAUAAUUGUUCCUGACGAGGGACUUCACAGGGUCCCAUUCGCGGCCCUUCGAGACGAAAACAACGAAAGUCUAGCAGAGAAACACAGAAUACGGGUGUUGCCCUCCUUGUCAAUAAUGAAAGCAAUUUUUGAAUGUCCAUCUGAAUAUCAUAAUCAGAAGGGAGCUGUGGUUGUUGGCGAUCCAGACGUUGGCUUGGUGAAACUCAAAGGAAUACAAGAACCAGAGCCAGUAACAAGACUAGAACAAGCCAACAAAGAGGCUCGAGAAAUAGCCAAGAUGGUUGGAGUUCAGCCUCUUAUCGGACAGGAAGCGACAAAAGCUCGUUUUCUAGAAGAGCUAGACAAAGCAGCCUUAGUCCACAUUGCAGCCCACGGAAAUCCCCAAACAGGCGAAAUUGCUUUCGCUCCUCCUCCUGAAAAACGUAAACCAAUACUUGACGAAGAAGAUGUUGUGCUUACAAUGGCCGAGGUACAGAAUGCCAAAGUGCGAGCCAAACUUGUUGUUCUCAGCUGCUGUCACAGUGCAAGAGGCCACAUUCGAGCUGAGGGUGUUAUUGGCAUCGCUCGCGCAUUUCUUGGUGCAGGUGCCAGGUCCGUCCUUGCUUCUCUGUGGGCCAUCGAUGACGAAGCCACCAUCGAGUUCAUGCGCAGCUUCUACCAACAUUUGAAGCUCGGGAAAAAAACAAGUGAGGCUCUCUAUCAGGCUACAGCUACUUUGAGACACUCAGAGAAAUUCGGAGAUCCCCUUUAUUGGGCCCCAUUUGUCCUCAUUGGAGAUGACGUCAUCUUUGAUAGCUUGGAAGAGAUUGGUCAAGAGAAAAUGCAAGGUGUGUGAAAUAUCCCACUGGUAUUCUACGUGUAUGACCUUAAUGCCCUGGGGGGAGGGGCGGGGGGCUACUCCCAGAAAAGUUGGGUGUGGGCAUGCGGUCCACUUGCCAAACCCCUCACCCUAUUUAUGACCAAAAUCUGCGAUUUUCACUACCUUAUU
This is a messenger RNA of Orbicella faveolata, 3702 nucleotides long. RefSeq lists its product as uncharacterized. The record is from RefSeq and is a predicted model, not a curated record. Gene Ontology annotation, molecular function: protein binding. NCBI's taxonomy places the organism in Eukaryota, Metazoa, Cnidaria, Anthozoa, Scleractinia, Merulinidae.